UUAUUCCAGGACUGUGCGUUUAACAAACUGCAGUCUAAUUCAGCGCUCAGAGUCUCAUUCCAGGGAAGCAUGAGGGUCGCAGGUACUAGUUCUAAGUGUAAUCGCUGGUAUUUCAAGUUCAAUGGAAAUGAAUGCAGUGGACCAAUGACGAUUGAGGCUGUUGUUUUCAACUACUGGCCAUCUGGGAACCCUAAUCUGCUGCAUCAUCGGUCAUUUGAGGGGUACUGUGAAAACAUCCCACUAGGCGCUGUUAGAGUGGAAUUAUGGGUAGGGAAGUGUAGCAGCGAAACCCUGGGUAAUGCUAACACUGGGUGGAAUUCAGUAUCUCGGAUAAUGAUUGAAGAAGUAUCUAGGCCCCAGUCCUAA
Messenger RNA from Porites evermanni, 366 nucleotides. The record is from the annotation of a GenBank genome assembly. Lineage: Eukaryota; Metazoa; Cnidaria; Anthozoa; Scleractinia; Poritidae.